Messenger RNA from Acipenser ruthenus (sterlet), 2991 nucleotides. RefSeq names its product fibroblast growth factor 9. Gene Ontology annotation, biological process: fibroblast growth factor receptor signaling pathway; cell differentiation; positive regulation of epithelial cell proliferation. The record is from RefSeq and is a predicted model, not a curated record. Lineage: Eukaryota; Metazoa; Chordata; Actinopteri; Acipenseriformes; Acipenseridae. The transcript is spliced from 3 exons. Gene Ontology annotation, molecular function: growth factor activity; fibroblast growth factor receptor binding. Bases 918 to 1544 code for a protein of 208 amino acids. Gene Ontology annotation, cellular component: cytoplasm.
UGUGUAGAGAGUCAAGGGCUGCGGAUCACUGCUGGAGUACAACAUUUUGCAAGCAGCUCUGCAGAAGGAACACCUGUUUCAAUCCACCCAAGCAAAAAUAAAAAAAGGCAAGACUUCUACAUUAUUUUGUCUGCUGGGUCAGCGCCUCCCAUUCAAACCCACUGGACACCUCUGCUCAUCAUUAAAAAAAAAAAAAAAAAAAAAAAGCUUUUGGAUAAUAAAUCUACUCAUCAUAUCAUCAUAUAGAAGAUCAAAGUUUCAUGCGGGGAUUUGAUUUGUAUGUUUUCUUCUGCAGGCAACGUGCGGUAUAUAUAUAUACAUGUAUACAUGUGUAUAUACCCAACCUACUAUAUAUUCUACAUAUGUAUAUUCUACAUAUAUAUAUAUAUAUACAUAUAUUUGCAUCAAGGAUACACGCUGAUGCAUGCAGUCCAAUAGUGUAAAGAGACAGCGCAUGCCUUUUUGGAGUAAGGAUCCAUAAUUCUGACGUAGUCUGUAUAUCUUUAAAAAAAAUCGUGUAACGUCGGCUUUUAUUUGAAGUUGGCAUGGUCAUUCCUACCUUAACCCAAAUGGAGGAGCUACGGAUUUGUAUUGUGAUCACAGCCGGACGGGUUGGCGAGCUUGCCAGUUAAGACCUGCGGGAUAUACAGUAUAUUAUACAUUAUGCUAGUGUGUGAGUAUUGAGUGGUGGUUUCUUACACUAACUGUGGUUUGACCUUGAACCUGUGUACCAGCCCAAACAAAAUCUUACUUUUCCUAAUGUGUGUGUUUAAUGGAUUAAAGGCAGCCCCGCUUCGCCAGUAGCUGCUGCUGCUGCUGCAGGGAGGGAGUGGUGCAGAUACCUAGUAAUAAGAUCUCUCGGGUUGACACCAUUAUUAUUGUUGUUUAUUCUUGUUCUCUAAAAGCAGAAUCUUCUGAUGGCUCCUUUAGGUGAAGUUGGGAACUAUUUCGCUGUUCAGGAUGCGGUUCCUUUUGGGAAUGUGCCUGUUUUACCGGCGGAUAAUCCGGUUUUCUUAAGCGAUCACCUGGGCCAGUCGGAAGCUGGGGGUCUACCCAGGGGGGCUGCAGUAACGGACUUGGAUCAUUUAAAGGGGAUUCUGAGAAGGAGGCAGCUCUACUGUAGGACUGGAUAUCACUUAGAGAUUUUCCCCAAUGGUACCAUCCAGGGAACAAGGCAAGACCACAGCAGAUUUGGUAUACUGGAGUUCAUUAGUAUAGCAGUGGGCCUUGUCAGCAUUCGUGGUGUGGACAGCGGACUCUACCUCGGCAUGAAUGAGAAGGGAGAGCUGUAUGGGUCGGAAAAGCUCACGCCGGAGUGUGUAUUCCGGGAGCAGUUUGAAGAGAACUGGUACAACACCUACUCCUCGAACCUGUUCAAACACGCAGACACAGGACGCCGGUAUUACGUGGGGCUAAAUAAAGACGGGACUCCAAGAGAGGGGACUAGGACUAAACGCCAUCAAAGAUUUACACAUUUUUUACCAAGGCCUGUGGACCCAGACAAAGUCCCUGAACUAUAUAAAGAUAUUAUAAACCAAAGCUGAUAACAGGAGGUCCUUCUGUUUAGAGAAAAAAAAGAAGAAGAAACAACAACAACAACAACAAACCAGAAACCAAACAAAACCACUAUAGAGAUUCCAUGCGGUGGGUUCCUAUUGGGUUCCUAUUGGGUUCCUAUUGGGUUCCUAUUGAUUAGCUGCGUCAUCACAUCCGCUCCACUGUUGCCAAACUUUUUUCGCAUGCAUAAUGUACGAGGGAGGAUUACAAGAGACAUGCUGGAUUUGUUCUGCACUUAAACAAACGGACUGUCCUGUUAGAGGAGAACCAAACUCGCCCACCUGCUUGAUUUUGUUAUGAGAGAAAGAGGAAGAAAAAGAGAUAGAGAGAGAGAGAGAGAGAGAGAGAGAGAGAGAGAGAGAGAGAGAGAGAAGGGGACUGGUGCAUGCUGGGAGAUGGGCAUAUGCUGUAAAUUUUUGUUUUUUAUCAGUUCUACUUCAUCUUGUAUCAGCAUAGCUGCCAUAACUUUUGAUUCAUCCGGAUGCAGGGCUGGUGGCCCACUGAAACCUAUGCUGUAAUUAUAUUGGCAUGUAGGAUGCAGUCUUAAAAGAAUAAAGAUAAAGCAAGAGCCAUUCAGUUAAUAAUGGCUCACCGUGGAGCGUAAAGCAAAGACCUCUUAGAAAAAGAAAAGAAAAAAACGAGAAAAAAUAACAAACUUACAUUUAUUUAUAGAAAACUUUCAAAGGCAACAUUAUAUUUAUUUUAUAUAUUUAUUUAUUAUAUAGAGUUUAUUUUUAAUGAAAUAUGUAUAGACCAAGAUCAAGGCAUUUCUGGAAAGCUUGAGGUUCUGUAAGCAUUUUGGAUGCCAGAGGACACUAGAAGCCUGUGUUACUGUAUGUCCAUGCAAGGAAGAAAACAAAGACGCACACCCACACGAGAAACUCUAGGGACCCUUGUACUGAAGGUGACAAUCUAUAUGUCCAUGCAAGGAAGAAAUCAAAGACACGCACCCACCCACUCUAGGGACCCUUGUACUGAAGGUGACAAUCUGUAUGUCCAUGCAAGGAAGAAAACAAAGACGCACACCCACACGAGAAACUCUAGGGACCCUUGUACUGAAGGUGACAAUCUGUAUGUGCAUGCAAGGAAGAAAACAAAGACACGCACCCACACGAGAAACUCUAGGGACCCUUGUACUGAAGGUGACAAUCUGUAUGUGCAUGCAAGGAAGAAAUCAAAGACACGCACCCACACGAGAAACUCUAGGGACCCUUGUACUGAAGGUGACAAUCUGUAUGUGCAUGCAAGGAAGAAAUCAAAGACGCACACCCACACGAGAAACUCUAGGGACCCUUGUACUGAAGGUGACAAUCUGUUUUUUGCCCAUAUUAUUGUAAUAAUAUGCUCACCACUCAUGACACUUGAGAAUUCACUCUGCUGACUGCUUGUUACAUGGCUUUCCCCCAGAGGAUUAAAGAUAAAGCUGGGUCUUAC